Brassica napus (rape) is the source of this 1924-nucleotide messenger RNA. RefSeq names its product probable galacturonosyltransferase 12. The transcript has 5 exons. Gene Ontology annotation, molecular function: polygalacturonate 4-alpha-galacturonosyltransferase activity. The record is from RefSeq and is a predicted model, not a curated record. Bases 81 to 1688 code for a protein of 535 amino acids. Lineage: Eukaryota; Viridiplantae; Streptophyta; Magnoliopsida; Brassicales; Brassicaceae.
CUUCGGACAUCCAUCUCCUUUCAAAGAAACCCACAUUCAGACAAGAGAAGAAAGAGGAAAACAAGGACAUAAACAGAGAGAUGCAGCUGCAUAUAUCUCCGAGCUUAAGACAUGUGACGGUGGUCACGGGGAAAGGAUUGAGAGAGUUCAUAAAAGUGAAGGUGGGUUCUAGAAGAUUCUCGUAUCAGAUGAUGUUUUACUCUCUGCUCUUCUUCACUUUUCUUCUCCGGUUCGUCUUCGUUCUCUCCACCGUUGAUACUAUUGACGGCGAUCCCUCUCCUUGCUCCUCUCUUGCUUGCUUAGGAAAAAGACUAAAGCCAAAAAUUUUAGGACGAAGAGCUGAGACUGGUAAUGUUCCAGAAGCUGUGUACCAAGUGUUGGAACAACCUUUAAGUGAACAAGAGCUAAAAGGACGAUCAGACAUACCACAAACACUUCAAGAUUUCAUGUCUGAAGUCAAAAGAAGCAAAUCAGACGCAAGAGAGUUUGCUCAAAAGCUAAAAGAAAUGGUGACAUUAAUGGAACAGAGAACCAGAACGGCUAAGAUCCAAGAGUAUUUAUACCGACAUGUUGCAUCAAGCAGUAUACCGAAACAACUUCACUGUUUAGCUCUUAAACUAGCACACGAGCAUUCCAUAAACGCAGCCGCACGUCUCCAGCUUCCAGAAGCAGAACUAGUCCCAACCUUAGUCGACAACAAUUACUUUCACUUUGUCUUGGCGUCAGACAAUAUUCUUGCAGCCUCGGUCGUGGCUAAGUCUUUGGUUCAGAACUCUUUAAGACCUCAUAAGAUCGUUCUUCACAUCAUAACGGAUAGGAAAACUUAUUUCCCAAUGCAAGCCUGGUUCUCAUUGCAUCCUCUGUCUCCAGCGAUCAUUGAGGUCAAGGCUUUGCAUCAUUUUGAUUGGUUAUCGAAAGGGAAAGUUCCUGUUUUGGAAGCUAUGGAGAAGGAUCAGAGAGUGAGGUCUCAGUUCAGAGGCGGUUCAUCGGUUAUUGUUGCUAACAACGAGGAGAAUCCAGUUGUUGUUGCUGCUAAGUUACAAGCUCUUAGCCCUAAGUACAACUCCUUGAUGAAUCACAUCCGUAUACAUCUACCAGAGUUGUUUCCGAGCCUAAACAAGGUCGUGUUUCUAGACGAUGACAUUGUGAUACAAACAGAUCUUUCACCACUUUGGGACAUUGACAUGGACGGGAAAGUUAAUGGAGCAGUUGAGACAUGUAGAGGAGAAGACAAGUUUGUCAUGUCAAAGAAGUUCAAGAGUUACCUCAAUUUCUCAAACCCGUUAAUAGCCAGACACUUCGACCCAGAGGAAUGUGCUUGGGCUUACGGGAUGAAUGUGUUCGAUCUAGCUGCUUGGAGGAAGACUAAUAUAAGCUCUACUUACUAUCAUUGGCUCGACGAGAACUUAAAGUCAGACCUGAGUUUGUGGCAGCUCGGAACUUUGCCUCCAGGGUUGAUAGCUUUCCACGGCCAUGUCCAGACCAUAGAUCCGUUCUGGCAUAUGCUUGGUCUUGGAUACCAAGAGACCACAAGCUUUUCUGAUGCUGAAAGUGCAGCUGUUGUCCAUUUCAAUGGAAGAGCUAAGCCUUGGCUUGAUAUAGCAUUUCCUCAUCUACGUCCUCUUUGGGCUAAGUAUCUUGAUUCCUCUGACAGGUUCAUCAAGAGCUGUCACAUCAGAGCAUCAUAAUAAUCACAUAUCAAAGACGUUGGACCCAGAGAAGAGAUUCACGGAUCAGUCCAUAGGUGCAAACUUUUCUGCAAUGGAGUUUUUACUUCACUGGUCAAGUUUCCCCUCUUCCAAGAUCAUGUUCUGAUGUCUCUCCUGUUUCUAAUUUUUUGUACUUUCAAACUCUUAUGACAAGGAAGUAAAAACCCGUUCUAUGUAUUAAUGUAAGCAACCAUAAUGUGAGAAACGAUCUGCCA